Kuraishia capsulata CBS 1993 is the source of this 963-nucleotide messenger RNA. RefSeq lists its product as uncharacterized. Lineage: Eukaryota; Fungi; Ascomycota; Pichiomycetes; Pichiales; Pichiaceae. Gene Ontology annotation, cellular component: nucleus. Gene Ontology annotation, biological process: regulation of transcription by RNA polymerase II. Bases 1 to 963 code for a protein of 320 amino acids. The transcript has a single exon. Gene Ontology annotation, molecular function: RNA polymerase II cis-regulatory region sequence-specific DNA binding; DNA-binding transcription factor activity, RNA polymerase II-specific. The record is from RefSeq and is a predicted model, not a curated record.
AUGGAGGAACAUUCUGAGACAGCGGACGAAGUUGAUUCGUCAGAUUUGUCCGACUUCGAAGACAUGGGCAAAUGGUCCAAGGAUCCGUCUACUAUGGAAGAACUUCAGGACAUGGAGGAGGUCAAGAACCUGAAGUGUCUAUGGCAAGGAUGCGGCAAAAAAUACACCUCCGUGGACAGUUUGGCACACCACUUGAAUGAUGCUCAUGUAGGCAACAAUCCUGGGCAGUAUGCAUGCCAGUGGUUGUUUUGUUCAAGAAAAGGGAUAUUGCAACCAAGUAGGUUUUCGUUGAUCACCCAUCUGAGAUCGCAUACUGGCGAGAAACCGUAUUGUUGUCCUCUUCCCAACUGUGUGAGAACCUUUACGAGAUCGGAUGCCAUUACAAAGCACUUGAAAAGCGUACAUGAUGUGGAUCUUGGAAAGGUUGAGGAUACUGAAGUGGAUCCUUGGUGGUUUGCUGGGAGUGACGGAAACGGUACUGAUUUUCGGAAAUUUGAACCCAGUAAGGACGGGUUGGACGUUGAUGUACUUUUGGAAGAUACAUCCAGGCUAAGGGGAGAGAAAUUGGCUUCCCAAAGAUUCUCUCUACUGCAAAAGGUGGUGCUCGAUGGCUCUAUAGCAGUUGACGACCCGGCUCUCUACGAAAGAGUUUUCAACAUUCAAGGCAAUGAUGCCAACACACAACUGAAAGGAAGCCUGAUUUAUCAGGCAAUGGAAUCUACUAAGCAAAUCCUGCCAGGGAACGUUUCCGUUGAUGACAUAGACGUUGAUGAGGUUCAAGACCUGGAAGCCCUGGCUGAAAACCUGGAGGAGUACUACCAAAAACUGCUGAAAUUCAAAGAGCUGGCAUCUGAGGAAUUGCAGAACAACAUCAAAGAUAGAAGAAAGCUCUGGGUGAAGAAAGAAUUGGUAUUGGACGCGAUUUUGCAGAACGAGAUUCGGGGUGCGGAUAAAUUCAUGUGA